AUGAAGAACCAAAGAGUGACCUACUCAGGACUGAAUCUGGCCAAGGACCCAAAGAGGCAGCAAAGCAAAUCUAAGGGCGGUAAAAGCUCCGUUUCAUUAACUGAACAGGAAAUAACCCACGUGGAAUUAAACCUUCAAAAUGCUCCUCUGGAUCUCCAGGGAAAGGAGAAGACCUGCUACUACAAAGUUUCACUGUUACCUCCAGCGAAGGUCACUGCUGAGAUCCUGGCCGUCAUUUGCAUUGUCCUAGUGGGCUCUGUGUUAAAAAUAGUAUUAUUAAUAGCUCUUGUUCCCUUUACAUUAACACAGAAGCAGAACAUUUCUUUCCAGACUGUAACAACUCAGAAAG
This is a messenger RNA of Propithecus coquereli (Coquerel's sifaka), 349 nucleotides long. Its product is annotated as NKG2-F type II integral membrane protein-like. The annotation marks the transcript as partial. The transcript is spliced from 3 exons. The record is from RefSeq and is a predicted model, not a curated record. Gene Ontology annotation, biological process: stimulatory C-type lectin receptor signaling pathway; positive regulation of natural killer cell mediated cytotoxicity. Lineage: Eukaryota; Metazoa; Chordata; Mammalia; Primates; Indriidae.